Messenger RNA from Aspergillus wentii DTO 134E9, 2250 nucleotides. It is a transcript of the gene optF, whose product is annotated as small oligopeptide transporter, OPT family. The record is from RefSeq and is a predicted model, not a curated record. The transcript has 4 exons. NCBI's taxonomy places the organism in Eukaryota, Fungi, Ascomycota, Eurotiomycetes, Eurotiales, Aspergillaceae. Gene Ontology annotation, biological process: transmembrane transport. The coding region runs from base 1 to 2250 and encodes 749 amino acids. Gene Ontology annotation, molecular function: oligopeptide transmembrane transporter activity.
AUGGCGCAGACGGCAGACGAAAAGCAUCAGCGGAAGACUUCGAUCCAGGAGCCCCCACUGGACACCGCCAGUGAUGGAAUUGACUUCCUCAGUGAUCGGGAUGCAGAAAAGAUACUUCCGUAUGAGGCAGACGAUUCGCCUUUUCCCGAAGUGCGCGCCGUUGUGCAGCCCGUCGACGAUGUGUCGCUGCCGGUUAAUACCGUCCGCAUGUGGACCAUUGGAAUCAUUUUUACUAUUAUCGGAAGUGGAUUAAAUCAAUUCUUCAGUCUACGCCAACCCAGUGUCACCAUUAGCUCUCUCGUCGCCCAGUUGCUGGCUUUCCCGGUGGGCUGUGCUUGGGCGAAAUGGAUGCCACUGUGUUUUCUGAAUCCAGACCGUCACUUCAAUAUCAAGGAACAUGCGUUGAUUACCAUCAUGGCCAAUGUCGCCUUUGGGUCGGCGGCUGCUACUCAGAUCAUUGAGGCCAUGGUCAAGUUCUAUGGAUUUCCUUCCCAGGGUGGUUUCGAAAUCCUGUUGACCAUCACCACGCAAAUGUUCGGAUUCGGGUUGGCAGGGAUGGCCUCGCGAUGGCUCGUGGGUCCUGCCACUAUGAUCUGGCCCCAGGUGCUUUCUAAUGCCGCUCUGUUGUCGACAUUGCACUCGCGGGCCAAUGCCAUCGCGGACGGCUGGCGUAUCUCGCGUCUCCGAUUCUUUCUCAUCGUAUUUGUCGUUGGCGGUAUCUGGUACUUUUUACCAGGUUACCUCUUCACGGCGCUCAGCACAUUCAGUUUCAUCUGCUGGAUUGUGCCGAACAAUGUUGUAGUAAAUCAGUUGUUCGGUCAAACAACCGGAUUGGGCAUGUCCAUGUUAACCUUUGACUGGGCGCAGGUGGUCUAUGCCAACCAGAGUCCCCUCUUGGUCCCCUUCUGGGCAGGCCUGAACGUUAUGGGGUCUUUCGUCCUGUUUUACUGGCUGAUCUGCCCGAUUCUCUACUACACUAAUACUUGGUACGCGUCCUACUUGCCUUUACUCAACUCCAACACCUUUGACAACACCGGUAAAACUUACAAUACGACCCGUGUCAUGAAUACCGAUGGAACUUUUAAUCUACAAGCAUACCGCGAGUACUCGCCUAUGUUUCUUCCGGCUGGCUAUGCACUGACCUACGGUAUCGCAUUUGCCAACCUCACGGGCAUUUUCGUCCACAUCGGACUUUAUCAUGGAAAGGAUCUGUGGGAGCAAUGGCAAGGACGGGACAAGAAGGAUAUUCACGCACGACUCGUUUCAGGGUAUAAGGAUGUUCCCUGGUGGUGGUUCGCUGCGGUUAGUGUUUUGAUGUUUGUUCUCAGCAUUGUCACCAACGAGGUCUGGCACACCGGGCUCCCUGCAUGGGCGGUGUUCGUGGCUUUCGUGCUGCCCAUCAUCUACUUUAUUCCGGUUGGGAUCAUCAAGGCCGUGACCAACAUCAGCAGUAAUCAAUUGAAUUUGAUUACCGAAUUCAUCGGCGGAUAUGCAUUCUUGGGGAAGCCGGUCGCCAACAUGGCCUUUAAGUUUUACGGUUACACCGCCGUGUCGCAGGGACUGGAGUUUGUGGCCGACAUGAAACUGGCCCACUACCUUCACAUUGCCCCUCGCACAGUUUUCAUGGCCCAAGGAAUCGCCACACUGGUCGGUGCUGUCGUUCAGUGCGGUGUGACCGUGUUUAUGAUCACAAGAAUUGACGGCGUCUGUACCUCGGAUGCUUCGGGAGGCUUCUCUUGUCCCCACGGCCGAGUGACCUACUCGUCGUCUUUGAUCUGGGGUGUUCUCGGUCCUGGACGCAACUUCACCCCAGGACAGAUCUAUGGGAACCUGCUCUGGUUCUUCCUUGUCGGACCGGUUGUGAUUGCCAUCACUUAUAUUCUCGGACGCCGAUGGAAGGCCGUCAACUACAUCUCCUGGCCUGUGGCCUUCGGAGCCAUGAGCCUGGUUCCUCCUGCCACUGGUAUUAACUUUUCCUCUUGGUGGGUUGUAAACAUGAUUUUCAACGGAUUGCUCAAGCGACGGAGGCCAGCUUGGUGGUCCAAGUAUAACUAUGUUCUUUCUGCAGCCCUCGACUCCGGGGUCGCCGUCGCUACGGUCAUCAUCUUCUUCUGCAUCACUCUUCCUGCCGGGUCGUUGAGCUGGUGGGGUAAUACCGUCUUCUCGAACACGGCUGACGGAAAGGGCACGCCGUGGAAGAGUGUGCCUGCAGAGGGAUACUUUGGUCCGGCUAGAGGGACGUGGGAGUGA